AUGGACAACGGGGUGGAGAUAUCUACAAAGACGGUGUACGACGAACAGAACGCGACGAUAUCAUCUUCUUCAUCUUCAUCUUCUUUGAAAAAGAAAUCGAGGCUACCUCAAGUGACGAUAACUGGAGGCGUGUUUGACUUGUUCGCGUUAGCGGUAGCGUUAGUACUCGACCAAGAAGAAGACAAAGAAGAAGACGUAAACGUAGCUAUUCUUGGAUUGGGCGCCGGAACCUGCGCGCGGUUAAUCGAUGACUUGUACCACUCGUCGAAUAAGAGAGUGAAGAUGUUUGGGUACGAAUUGGACGAUGCGAUCGUUGAUUUAGGGAUGAAACAUUUCGGUCUGAACGAAUUGAAAGAGAAAGGGUCGUUGGUGGACGUGCGCGUCGGAGACGCGCUCGAGAAUAUCAAGACGAAGAAGAGCGACGCGGACGAUACUGUCAAGUUUGAUUUAAUCAUCGUCGAUUUAUUCGACGACCAAAGUCGCGUCAUCCCUCAACUGAUGGAAGUAGAACGAUGGGAGAACAUAUCGAAGCGCUUGAAAAAUCCUCCGUCUUCUUCUUCUUCUUCUUCGAACGAAAACGUGAGCCGAGUUAUUUGCAACUUAUCCACCGGUAGGGGUCGAGGCGCAAACAUAAACAACGCGGUGCACGUCGCAGAACUCAUCGCAGAGACGUGCGGAAACGGCGACGUCUCGAUUUGGCCGUCAAGCAAAAUGAACGUUUGGAACGAGUGUUGCAUAUCCGGACCGAAACCGUCGUUUGGGGUAGAUACGACGCCGAAAGUGUUGGCGACGUAUUGUCCGCACUGGAUUUCAACGAGCAAGUACGUCAAAAACAAAAACAGUUCCAGUAACGAAACUGAUGAGGAUGGUGACGAUAAAGACGACGACGACGACGAUAUUCCUAUGAAUGGAUGGUUAUUAGAUAGACUUCAAGGUCGAUGA
Bathycoccus prasinos is the source of this 942-nucleotide messenger RNA. RefSeq lists its product with no specific name. NCBI's taxonomy places the organism in Eukaryota, Viridiplantae, Chlorophyta, Mamiellophyceae, Mamiellales, Bathycoccaceae. The record is from RefSeq and is a predicted model, not a curated record. The transcript has a single exon. The coding region runs from base 1 to 942 and encodes 313 amino acids.